AGGACAGCAGGGGAGGACAGAUGGGAGGCAGAAAGCAGGAGGUGCUGCUUGCAGUCAGGAAGAUGCUGCUGUGACAUGCGGACCUAGUCUGACGCCAGCGGCUCUCCCUGAAAGCCUGACCGCAGACACAGUGUGCUUUUUCUCCUUCCUCUCCCCGCCUCGCUGCUCUACUCCGGUCCGGUUUGUUUCGCGAUGCCUCCGGCCGCUCGCUCGCUCCCACUGCGCGGCUCCUUCCCUGCGGUUCUGUGGAUGUGGCUGCUGUGGAGCAGCGUCUCAGCAGGAGAUAAAGAGGUCCCCACAGUCCCCCCCUCUGUGCAGACUCCAGCGGUGACGACGGCUGACACAAGGGAAGGCAGCAUGAAAGGGAAAACCUCCAGCAUCGCAGUAGGAGGUUUACUACACUCAGUGCUGGCCCACAAAGGACGUCUCAUGUCCAAGAAAGGGGAGAUCGUCCCCUCUGCGCUGCCCCAGAAUCUGCUCCCUCUCCUGGGCAGAGGGCUCAGUGUCAGCUCCUUCCAUGGAAGUAACCCGCAGGAGCAUCAAAGCGGGGAUUUACCAACGAGGGUAAAACCCCCAGAAUCAGCUGUGGCGUUGGAACAAGACAGGGAUCCAAGUCAACCUCCUUCCACAGAUUCACACUCUCAGCUGCCUGACACAUGGACAAACCAUCCUGAACCCAACGCUGAAAUAACCACGGUGGGAACUAGACUAGAUGUGGACACUGAGACACCUUCACCAGCUGCAUCCAGCUGCAUGGUUAAUUUCACAGACCCAGAGGGAUACAUAGACUCCUCUGACAACCCGCCUCUGCCUGACGGCCUCUUCCUGCACUGCACCUACACUGUGACCGUCUACACCGGCUACGGAGUGGAGCUGCAGGUGAAGAACGUGAAUCUGUCAGACAGCGAGCAGCUGUCCAUCAGAGGUGUAGAUGACCGCGGCGCCAUGCUGGUUCUGGCCAACCACACGCUGCUGGUGGAGGGUCAGGUGAUCCGCAGUCCCACCAACUCUCUGUCCGUCUACUACCGCUCCGCCCCGGAGGGCAGCAUGGGCCUCUUCCAGCUCCACUACCAGAUUUUCAGGCUGAGUUGCUCACUUCCAAAGAGACCUCACUUUGGGGAGGUGUCAGUGCUGGAUCUGCUCCCAGGAGGCAUAGCUCGCUUUCACUGCCACAUGGGUUAUCACCUGCAGGGGAAAUCUCAGCUCACUUGCAUCAACGCAUCGCUUCCGGUUUGGAGCGGCAAGGAGCCAAGCUGCAGGGCUCUUUGUGGAGGCACAGUAAAGAAUGCAACAGUAGGGCGGGUGCUGUCCCCAUCUCCCCACCACGGACCCAAUGCCACUUUGGACCGUUCCUGCUCCUGGUCUCUGGAGGCACCAAAGGACCAAAGGCUGCAUCUUCACCUAGAGAGGCUGGCCCUGGGACCAACGGACCGACUGGUGUUAUGGAGUGGCCUGGAUGCCGGUUCUGUCGUGCUGUUUGAUUCGGGCCGGGGCGGACAGAUUCCCUUUGAGGGGGUUAUCAGUGAGGGUCCAGCUGUGAGGGUCCAGUUCAUCACCGAUCAGCCCAACCAUGAGACGGGGUUUAACAUUCGCUAUGAAGCCUUUGAGCGCGGCCACUGCUACGAGCCCUACCUCCAGAACGGAAACUUUACAACAUCAGACCCCUUGUAUGCCGUCGGAACCGUGGUCCAAUUCACAUGUGACCCGGGUCAUUCUUUAGAACAAGGCCCUCCAGUAAUAGAGUGCAUAAGUGCCAGGGACCCGUACUGGAACGAUACUGAACCUAUCUGCAAAGCCCAGUGUGGUGGCGACCUGACGGGUCCAGGAGGAGUGAUUCUGUCCCCAAACUGGCCUGAAUGGUACGGAGAAGGAGAGGACUGCAGCUGGAGGAUACAUGUUGGAGAAGACAAACGAGUGCUGCUUGAUGUUCAGCUACUUAACAUCAGUGACAGCGACAUGUUGACCUUCACUGAUGGGGAUGAGGUCACGACUCGGAUCCUGGGACGCUACGUCGGAGGCAGCAGCCCCUUCAAACUGUCCUCCACCACGCCGGACUUGACCGUCACCUUUCACUCCGACCCUGCCGGGCUCGUCUUCGGAAAGGGCGAAGGUUUCAUCAUCAAUUAUAUGGAGGUGUCCCGAAACGACUCCUGUCCCGAUCUGCCUGAGAUCCAGAACGGCUGGAAGACGACUUCACACGUUGCGUUAGUGCGAGGAGCCAGAAUCACCUACCAGUGCGAUCCUGGCUAUGACCUGGUGGGGCGGGAGACCCUCACCUGUCAGCUGGACCUGUCCUGGAGCUUUCAGCCUCCCUUCUGUGAAAAAAUCAUGUACUGUUCCGACCCGGGUCACGUGGAGCAUUCGACCAGAACUCUGUCUGACCCUAAACUGUUGGUCGGCACAACCAUUCAGUACAGCUGCAACCCCAGCUUCGUCAUGCAGGGCGGAGCCACCAUUACCUGUUAUGGUCGUGAGCCAGGGACGCCCGUGUGGACUUCUCGACUUCCUCAUUGUGUUUCUGAGGAAGCAGUUUCCUGUAAGAACCCUGGUAUCCCUCAUGAAGGUUACCAGAUCCUGUCCAAAAGGUUGUACUUGCCUGGAGAGUCACUCUCGUUUGUUUGUAACCAACAUUAUAAGCUCAUAGGAGAGGGGACCAUUAAAUGCAUCCUUGGGAACCCUUCAUUUUGGAGUGGCCCUCUUCCUAUCUGCAGGACUAUCUUCAGUUGCUUGCACAACCAUGAAUUGGAAGUUGCAGAGGCGACUGCAGCCUCCCCUCUCAGUGGAGGAAAUAUAGCGCUGGCCAUCUUCAUCCUGGUUCUGCUGCUGUCUGUUCUGCUCGGAGGGGUGUAUGUUUAUGUCACCAGAUGCAGAUAUCACACCAACCUCAGGAUGCCUCUAAUCUACCCCCACCCGUAUAGACAGAUCACUGUGGAGACAGAACAUGACAACCCGCUCUAUGAGACAGGAGGACAGGACACUCGUGAAUAUGAAGUAUCAAUAUGAGACAUUUCUAAAGAGACUUGUGAACCAACCACCCAGUGCUGACACCUCAUCUUCCCUCCCUGACCCUUUCAACCCAGGAGGAGGCCAUGUAAAUACAAAUAAUGAUGUCCAGCCCCUCCCUGCUACAAGACACAGUUACUCAUCCUGUUCUCUCCUUCUUUGAUGUGAUAGCUUUUGUAGAUGUAAACGGACACUGAAGAGUACGCAAAGUGAUAUUAAUACAAGCCAGUGACACAUCAGUGGGAGACCAUAUGGACAGUAAUGAAGGAAGAUGUCGGGGACACUAUACAGCAGGAAGAAUGUUGAAAUACGGGAGUCAGAACUUGUUUCUUUGGGAAAAUCAUAGAAGUUAGAUUUUUAACCAUUAUGAUUUAGACUGAAGCCCAUUUGUAAUUCAGCCACUGUCAGAUUGCUUUUUUUUUUUUUUUUCCUGUAGAAACCAAUUCAUGUAUUUUGUAGUUAUAUUUGCUACUGGAGGAGGUCAACACUCCUGCGCUUCAUUCCAGAGUGUUUACAGGCAAGAGAUCCACAGGAAAUAAUAUUAAUAUGGGACUGAAAUGUGUAUCUUUGAAAAAAACUGCAAAAUACCCAAUUAGAAUGUAAAUAUUACAAGCUGGUUGAAAGAGAUAAAAAGCUGCUGGAGUCUAUUACUCUGUAAUUAUGACACUGUAGGGGGGCUCUGAUUUCGCUGCCAAAUGUAAAUAAUAUAUGAUUAAUUCUGAAAUAUGAAUUGGGAAGGGAAGAUAGUUUGGUGCCGGUCGGGAAGUGGCCUCUAAGUCAAACCAGUUCUGAAGCUUACCUGGUUACCUGCAUGUAACUCUUUAGAGUGCUUUCAAAGAUGUCGAUAUGUUCAUACACACAGACAUGCUUCUUUAAACAGAGGUUCAAAUACGCAUGGACUUUGGGUUUUGCAAAAUGUUCUGUCUAAUCUCAGUGGGUAGCUUACCAACCUUAUUCCUGAUGCUCUACCUGCUGUUACAACGUUUCUUGUAAUGGAUCUGAAAAAAGAAUGCACACCCUCGUUACAUUUCCAGAUGUUUGCUUCUCAGCAACAGCAGUGACCCGGUAAUAUUACUUAAUCGUAUGCUGCGCUAUGCAGACAUCUGCACGGAUAAAGACUCCCUUGUGUUAGCAUGCAGAAUACUUGGAGUGAUUCAUUUAUUAUACAACCCUUAUAGAUAAUUAAACUUUAAUGAACGGUUGAUUCUUUAAUAUAUCAACCAGCAAACCACUUCCCUUCAUGUUUAGGCUCCAUCAGCUGAAGGAACAAUGAUACAAUACAAACAUUUAUAUGGAUACAGAUGGAAUUUAUAAGGAGCUUUUAGUGUGACACUAUUGCCACAUUCACCCAAAUGAUGAUAAAAUAACGAUACACAGGUCAGAAGGUAUCUUGGGUUUUAGUGCCUUGCCCAAGGACACAUCGACUUUUGACAAAAGGAAGCUAGAAUUGAACCUACAGUUUUUGCAUUUUACUAAGACUACUGUUUCCAUUUAAAGCACUCUGUUUGUUUUCUAAAUCCACCACAACUUGUAUCCACGCCUGAAGAGAAACUUUUAUUUUGUGAUACAAUUUCCUGCAUACUCACACAAGAACACCAUAUAUAUAUAUAUAUAUAUAUAUAUAUACAAAAUACAAUGAAAUAUAAAGAAAUCUGCUAUAAUAUUUAUUACGAUGGCAUGAAGACGUAUUCACUUUCUAAGAUUUCUACUUUAUUUAAAAAGAAAUAUUUUAGAGAAAACAUCUUGAUUACACUGAAAAAGCAGUUUUCAAAUACUGAUACCACUAUACUACUAAUUAAAGUGAGAGAGAUGGCUUUCUUAAGUAAGGUGGAGGGGUUCAUUUGUCACUUGUUAUGGUCCUCUCUGGAUGACCAUCUGGUUUUCUCUUCCAUGUUUGGCUCAGAUCCUCGGGGGGAGGGGUGUUCUGCGGCUCCUCACACCCACACUGAAACAUUCUUAUUAGAAAUGCUGUAAAUCCUCAACCAUGCACUGAUAUACUCUGACUCAUUCAAGGUACAUCAAAUUGUAGCUUCUACUUCCGUUUCUGAAAUUCUAUCCCUUCACCUUUCCAGGGGAGUCAGCUGUAUUUUUUGGGUAGGAAAGAAGCUCUGGACUGCUUUGCUGAAUCCAUCCUUUUGCAUUAUGCUUACAAUAAGCGGCGGAAAUACUAAUCAAUCACACAGAUAAUAUUGGGACUACAGCUUUCCAGAAAAUAACUACAAAAAAUCUUAAGUUACAUAAAUGUAGCAAGAUGAUAAACUGUAUUUAGUAUAUAACUUAUUAUGAUGAAUGAACUGAUACUUGUACCAUCCUGCUUCCUGGCCAUUACUCAUUCCUCACUUAUGCACUUAUUAGAUCGACUGCAGACCUUAGGGUGACCAUUUCUAUAGCACCACAAAAGAGGACAUUAUGCGGCAUAUCAAUAAGUUACUAAAGUGUACAUAAGAGUCAGGUAUACUCUCAUUUAUACUACAAUUUGAGGGGUUUAAAGAGGAUGCUCAUGUAGCUGAAUAGGACUGGUGAUGUUUUACGGUAUGGUACACCUUGCACAGCUCUGCAGAAGUUAUUUUGGCAUCUAGGUACCUCAAAACUCCAUUUAAAA
Messenger RNA from Cyprinodon tularosa, 5605 nucleotides. RefSeq names its product seizure 6-like protein. The transcript is spliced from 17 exons. The record is from RefSeq and is a predicted model, not a curated record. Bases 193 to 3003 code for a protein of 936 amino acids. Gene Ontology annotation, cellular component: endoplasmic reticulum; neuronal cell body. NCBI's taxonomy places the organism in Eukaryota, Metazoa, Chordata, Actinopteri, Cyprinodontiformes, Cyprinodontidae. Gene Ontology annotation, biological process: synapse maturation.